Nerophis lumbriciformis (worm pipefish) is the source of this 1713-nucleotide messenger RNA. RefSeq names its product interleukin-17 receptor A. Gene Ontology annotation, molecular function: interleukin-17 receptor activity. The record is from RefSeq and is a predicted model, not a curated record. Lineage: Eukaryota; Metazoa; Chordata; Actinopteri; Syngnathiformes; Syngnathidae.
AUGUCAGAUAACUGCUCAGUCCCACAUGAGGUGGUACCCAGACAGCUGGCCCCCACCAAGCCUGAGUGGGGUCCAGACGUUUUGGAGCUGGGUCUGGACAAGCACGGGCCUGUUCCACUUCUGAACGUGACAUGGAGGAUACGGUCAGAUGCAAGUAUGUUAACACUCCAGGGGUCCCAGGUGCAGAUUGUGGACCAGGACACAAAGCAAAGACUGUGUGUGCGCUUCACUUACAGCAUCGCCCAGCAGCUCACGCCAAGCUUCAGCAAGUGGACAUUCUGGUUGGAUGGCGUGGUGUUGGAUGCGGGCCACUCCUAUCUGCUGUCAGCUUUUAACUUGCCACAACCCAACGUUGGAGAGUACAGGAUCACAAAGCGCAUCACCGUCCCAGGAUGUGACGACAAGAGAAUCCAAAAGGCCCAGAUGUGUUUGGAAAAUGGUAGCAUGUGGCACCCUGCGGUCACCGCUGCUGUGUUGGGGGGAACAUAUGCCAUUGUGGUGGGAUUUGAAGCCGACAAGUAUUGUGACCUCUACCAAGUCUCUAUUGAGAAUGAGAGCGUCUAUUUAACCAAGAAUGUUUCCAAGGCCAACAACACUUCUCUGAAUGCGACGUUUGCCUUGGAUGUGUCGCAGCUCUUAAAGUGCCAGUUGACGAUAACGAUAACACCAUUUUUCAUAAGAUGCCAGAAGGAGUCUUGCCGUCCGGAGCAAAGGAUUAUCAAUCACUGCUUGUAUUAUCCACGGCGGACUGUCAUGAUUAAAAGCACACUUGUGUUGAUCAUUGUUGGCGUUUGCUUUGUCUGCCUGCUGUGGAAAGUCUCUUCGAAAGAUCCUGUCACUGCGUCGUCUUCUGCGGCGGAUGAACAUCCAGAAAGCUUUCAGGUGCCGGGAAGACGGCAAGUCCUCAUCAUCUACUCCCUCGACCACCCUCUGUACAAAACCAUCGUCCUCAAGCUCUGCGCUUUCCUCACGGCCAAAUGCGGCAUCCAGGUGGUCCUGGAUCAGCUGGAUUCCACCAGACUGGGAAUACUGGGCCGUGUUCAGUGGCUGGACUGGCAGAGGGAACAAAUGGAAAGCUCCUCAGCCAAGAUCCUCGUCCUGUGCUCGGCAGGAGUCCAAGCGAAAUGGAGAGCCAUGUGUGGGGAGAAGCCGGUGCUCCUGAAGUCCGACCAGCGCUCACCCUCAGGCGACAUGCUUACUCCAGCUCUCAGCCUCAUCGUUCCCCGUCUGGUACGCAGUGCUUCCCUGGAGAAGUACAUUGUAGCUUACUUCGAAGACAUUUCCUCUCCUGAGGACGUUCCCUCGCCUUUCAACGUCACGGUUCGAUACAAGCUUAUGAAGCAAUUCGAGGAGCUCUUCUUCCGAAUCCUGGACGCUGAGAAGCACGGCCCGGGUCGAGUUCGUCACAUUCAAGGUCUGUCGGAGGAAGAGUAUCACCGUUGCCCCUUAGGUGGAGCUCUGCAGGAAGCUAUUGAAGCUUUCAGGGAAUACCAGGUGGAUCACCCACACUGGUUUGAAGAAGAAUGGGUGGAUGACUGAGGAGAAACCACUCCUGUCAAUUCAGUGUAGCAUGCAUUGUUUUACAAACAGAUCUCAUUGUGUAAGAGAAAAUACAUGCAUUAGAUCAGUGGUUCUCAAACUGUUCUCUCCAAAUGACCGACAUUAAAAGGCAAUAGCGUAGUAGGCCUAAAUAUUCAUUAAAAACAAGGCAGA